Messenger RNA from Dictyostelium purpureum, 2253 nucleotides. RefSeq lists its product as uncharacterized. The record is from RefSeq and is a predicted model, not a curated record. The transcript has a single exon. Bases 1 to 2253 code for a protein of 750 amino acids. Lineage: Eukaryota; Evosea; Eumycetozoa; Dictyosteliales; Dictyosteliaceae.
AUGGAUAGUAAUAAAAGAAAAAAAGAUGAUAUUACAAACAAUAACACAAAUAAUAAUACCAAUAUUUUAAAAAAAUAUAAAAGUACUGAUAGUUCAGACUUUGAUGAUAUAAAUACAUCAUCGAAUACACCAGGUUUGGUUUUUUCAUUGAAUAAGGAUACUAAUAGCGGUGAAACUGCAUUCUGGAAGAUAUUUAGAAAUAAGGUAUUAUUCAAAUUAAUAUUUUCAAAUUUUAUAUUCAAAGAAUUAUUCAGUUAUGAUGAUUUAAUAGGUGCAAAAUAUAUUCUCAGCAGGUUUAGUAAUGGUGAAGCAAUUAUUAGGGAUAAGAUAAAAAGUAGAAACUAUGUACUGAAAGACUAUGAUGAUGUAGUUAAAAUUAUAGUUUCAAUUAAAAAAGAUACCAAAGAGAAUAGAGAAUUCUAUAGGCAAUUGUUUUCAAUAUUUCCUUACUAUGAAAGAGAUAGCACAGGUGAUUCUAGAAAUUUCAGUAACUAUCCAUUUUGGAUACAAUUAAUUAUCAACAUAAACAAUAAUCCUGCACUCAUUGAAUACACUGAACGAUUUCAAAUAGAUAAAAGAAAUAUUUCAUCACUAAUGGAUAUAAGGGUGGAUGGUCUCGAGAAAUUGAAUGAUAAACUCAAGACGAAGCUUUUUUUAAAAUCAGGUGGUACCUCGAAUAUUGGCGAUCUUUCAAUAGAUGAGGUCAUUAGGUAUUUUAAAUAUUCAGAAAAAUUCAAAGCCCUAAUCAAAAUUUACAAGUAUGUCAUCGCUCAAAAUCACACAACAAAAAAAAAGCACAGCAAUAUAAUACAACAACUAAAUCACCAACUUGAAUCAAAUAACUUUAAUAAAAUACAAUUAAAAUCAACUAUUAACUCAAUAUCAUUAUCAAAUGAUCAAUAUUUAAAACCAAUAAUCCACAACAUACUUAAAGUACUAUAUUCAGUUUAUAAAAUAAACUUCAAUGAUCCAAUCCUAAUAAAACCAAUUAAAUACUAUAUAUACUUUAAAGAAAAGUCAAGAUUCGAACUCGUUUUUUCUACGAAAAGAAAAUUAAAAAAGUCAAAAUACUAUCACAAGCUACUCACAGUUAUAAAUAGUGACCAUUGUAUUGAAUAUCAAAAAAACCUAAUUAAAAAGAUAUCAGAAAAAAAAAGAGCUUGGCAAGUGGAAGACAAGAUCUGUUUUGAACAGGCCAUUAUUUCAACCAAUAAUUUAGAACUAAUUGAUCAUAUGUACAAACAUUUCAAAAAAAUAUUUUCUUUUAUUGGUGACAUUAUGCUAUUAAUCACAAAAACCGAAGUACUAGACUACUUUUUCAAUAACCAUCAAAAAUUAAUGUUUUAUGACAAUAAUCCCCUUUGGAAGUACGUUAACAAACAAAUUUUGUGCCAUUUCGAACAAUUAAUGAAGAGUAUUUCAAGAAAGUUUUCUAUUCCUAUAAGAUUGGAAUACUCUGAUUCCAAUGAAAAUAAAGAAACUUUAGAAAAAUUCAAAAGAGCACUCAACAAUCCAACACUUUAUAUAUUUGAAAGCAAUGAAUAUUAUCCCCCAAACUCUAUUAAUAGAUAUGCUAGAUAUUUAAAUACUAGUUUGUUAGAAAAUAAUCAGGAUUUCGCAAUUUCGAUCUUAAAAGAACAUAUAGAAGUAAAUGGUAGUUCAGAAUGCAUCGAUAUAAUACCAAUUUUAGACCAACUAAAAUUAAAAAACACCUACAAAUUUCUAUACUGGAUUUUUCAAGAUGUUUCAGACCAAUAUAUCCAAUCAAAUAUAUCACAACAAAAUUUUACAAUUAAAACAGGAAUUAAUAAAACAAAUAAUCAAAAAUAUGAAAUUAAAAUCGAAAGGUUUAGUGUUUGGGGUGAAGAGCGGCCACAAUAUAUCAGCAGAAAUUUUGAAUUUUUAUACCUAUUGUACCAAGGAAAUCGUUUAAAUGCCGUAUUCCCGCUAUUAAAUUCAGAUUUAGAUCUAAAAGAAGAUAUAUUUAAAAUAAUGGAAAUGGGAAUUAGAACCCACCUCUUUUUAAAUUUUAUUGACCAUUUAUCAAACUCAGAUUUCGAAAAUAGAAAUUUUGACGGACCAUUAAUAGCAUCAGCAACUCAAGGUUUAAUUCCUAUUUUCAAAAUUAUUGCCGAAUCUAAAAAUGAACAUUUAAAGAAAUCAGUUUUUAAUGAUGAAAAAUUAAAAAUGUUAGAAUCCUAUGCAAAGAAAGCAAAAAGUUUUUUUCCUCUAUUUAAUAAAAUUUCAAAUUAA